This is a messenger RNA of Heterobilharzia americana, 670 nucleotides long. NCBI's taxonomy places the organism in Eukaryota, Metazoa, Platyhelminthes, Trematoda, Strigeidida, Schistosomatidae. The record is from the annotation of a GenBank genome assembly.
CAAACAGAAUACUUUUGCCAGUGAUGCAAUGUGUAUCAAUUCAAUUUCUUAUUCCUGUGACGUCAUUUCGAAAUCCUAGUCACAUUUUAUUUAUUAAGUUAUAUCUCUCUGAAGUCAUGGUCUGAUGUUUGACCUACAUAUAAAACAUUACCUAACAGUCUAUCAUUCAGUUCAUAAAUGUUUUCAGAAUAGACAAAAGUCAGAGCAGUGCAUCGUUUUAAUAUGUAAACGACCUUUAGAUUAAAAAAAAUCAGUUUCUGCUGCAAUAACGCAUCACAUGAGAAGAAACUAUUUCUGUAUAAAUAAGUGAGAUUCAACUGGUCAUUCUACUAUGCUGCAAACAAAAAUGUUCAAAUAUCUACUAAUCAUCAUACUCGGCUUCUCCUGCUCCAUCUCCUCCAAUCGUACUACUGGAAACGACCAGGGAUUUUCCGGCUUUCCUGAACAAAAUCCAACUUUGAUUUCAACCAAUGCAACACUGUCAGUAAAUGAAUCAAUCUAUAAAAGCAGAUUAUCAUAUCAAUCGACAACUUUUCCACCGAACAUUUAUCCACCUCCACCAUUUAUUCUUGGACCAUACCCAUGGAUGAUGUAUCAUAAUCGAUGGUGCAUUCAGGAUAUUUUUGGUUUUCUUUGGUGCCUUCAUGGUCUGUAUCGACAAAAUUCUUGA